AAGAGAUCAAAACAAAACAGCUAAAAAUUGAUAAAUUUGCUUAACUUCCUUUGCCUCGCCACCAAGAGCAUAAACAUAAAGUGUCAGUUUUUAUUCAGUUGUGUUAGUUAAGAGUCUACUCAAAACCAUAAAAUGGGUAUAAUUUUUGGAAAAAGUAAAAAACUGGAAAGUCGAGUUACUGAACAAGACAAGGCAGUGCUCCAACUGAAACAAACUAGGGACAAAAUCAAGCAGCACCAGAAGAAAAUUGAACAGAAUUUGGAAAAGGAUAGAGAGCUAGCCAAGAAACUGCUCACAUCUGGCAAAAAAGACCGAGCCAAAUUGCUGCUGAGAAAAAAACGAUUCCAAGAACAGCUUUUGGCCAAGACUGACAAUCAACUCGAAAAUUUGGAACGGCUGGUUCACGACCUCGAGUUUUCACAGGUUGAAAUGCAAGUAUUGGAUGGACUGAAGACAGGAAAUGAAGCAUUGAAGAAAGUGCAAGAGGUGCUGAAUAUUGAUGCUGUCGAGAAAAUCCUUGACGAGACAAGAGAGGCUGUAGAAAAGCAGAAGGAAAUCGAUGAUCUCUUGAGCGGAGCUUUGACGCAAGAAGAUGAAGAUGACGUUGAAGCUGAGCUUGAGGCUCUGAUUUCGGUCACAGAGCCAGCCAAAACGCUGCCAGAUGUGCCAAUGGAAGAGCCAGAGGGCGACGUAGAGCUGCCAGAAGUUCCUUCCGAAGAGCCUAAAGCUCCAGUCAGGGAGAAGAAAAAAAUCGCCAUGGAAGCUGCUUGAACAAAAAUAAUUCCUAAGUUACUGGUGAUUUAACGGUAAAAUUGGGUGUAACCUUAAGAUGAUAUUAUUGAAAAUCGCCUAGUCGCUCUCAUCACAUCUCAAUGUUUUGUAUGGCAGCAAGAUCAUCUUUUAGGAGCCUUAUUAUAAUAAUAAAAAUCAAUUUUGAAUUUACACCGUCACACAGAUGUGAUAAUUUUGCCAGAAUAAAUUAAUUUAAUACACAAAAUAAUAAUAA
Molecule: messenger RNA, 1006 nt
Organism: Cloeon dipterum
Lineage: Eukaryota; Metazoa; Arthropoda; Insecta; Ephemeroptera; Baetidae
Gene: Vps20
Product: vacuolar protein sorting 20
Exons: 5
Coding region: 133-771 (212 amino acids)
Biological process (GO): vesicle budding from membrane; late endosome to vacuole transport via multivesicular body sorting pathway
Cellular component (GO): multivesicular body; ESCRT III complex
Source: RefSeq, a predicted model, not a curated record